ACACCUUCGUUUCUAGUAAAGAUGCGCAUGCGUUGUGUCAUUUAUAUAGGGUGUAAUUGUUAAUUGAUAUUUACAUUGAGUGUACAAAUAUUAAGUGUUUUAUUCUGUUAGUUUAAACUAUUAAACUUAUUAAAUUUGAUUGUUAUCGCCAAUGUAAAAUUUUUAAACUUCUUUAUUUUGGAAACAAUUUAAAGGCCAAAACGGAAUUUUUAUAAACGCCAUCUUGACGUUCUAUUCACCUUUAUAUCAUUGAUAAUUUUUUGAUUGAAAAAAAGGAAUUUAAUAAUUAUGUCUAACCCAUUUUACGAAGUACCAAUGUUACGGAUAUGAGAUUGAGAAGAAAGAACAGACUAAGAAGAAAGUGUACUAAUAAAGUUCCUUUCGACGAUAAAAAACCGAUAUUAAGUAGUAAUCCUAAAAAACGAAAAGUGAAUAUUACUAAGAAAAGAGGAAAAUAUACACUUGAUAACAAUAAUCUCAAAGAGACUGCUUUUAGUAAUAAACUCUUACGAAUAAAUUUACUAAAAGAAGAUCUGAAAAGUUUAAAAAGAAAAUUUAAACAUUCCAAUAAAAAUAAUAAUUUAAAAAUCUGGAAAGUGAAUAAAAACAAUAAACAGAUUAAGUCACAUAAUAAAGUGCAUACAAAAGCGAAGCUUAAAGUGAACUUCUUUCCAAAGACUCCUAAAAUUAAAUCCAACAAAAUGGUUGUGAGUAAUGGUAAAGAAAAAAGAGUGAAAAGCUCUAGAAUGUUUUAUUUAAAGUUUACAAAUUAUAAAACUGCAGCAGAAGGUAAAUUGAAUUAUAAAUUCCAUCAGCUAAUCAAUGAUGUUAAAAAUAUGCACUUGCCUACUCCUACGUGGAAAAUCAAAGUAAUAAUAAGGCAUAAUAAAAUAGCUGCUAUAAUUUUUACAAAUAAAAGUGAGAUAGAGAGAAGUGUUAGUUUUAACUCUGAUGAAGAUAAAUAUCGCAUAGUUAUUGAUAAUAGACCUGCAAUUCUUAUUGGAUCACCAGGAAAAGUUAAUAAUAGUCAUGAUAUUGAAGUUUUGCUAAGUCUUCUGGAAACAAUUGAAAAAGACAAUCCAAUGAUAAUAUAUAAGAAAUUUGAAUGUUGUUUGAACUCUAAAUCAUACUGUUAUUUGGCGAAAUCCUUAUUAGAAGGGCAAAAAGGAAAUAUUGCUCCAUUAAAUGAAAUAAAAAGGUUCAUCAUAGAAUGUUUACUCAAAUUGGAAGUGAAUGAAGAUAAAGCAUCUAUUUUUGCGGAUAGUUUGAUAGCAGCCGAUUAUAGAGGAAUCUAUAGCCAUGGGCUAAACAGAUUGGAAAAUUACAUCAAAGAUAUAAGAGAAAAAAUAUGUGAUGCAAAUGCUGAUCCCGAAAUUACUAUGGAGUAUGCUUCUACAGCAGCUGUUUUCGGUAAAAAUGGUUUGGGUGCUAUAGUAGGAAUAUUCUGUAUGGAUCUAGCAAUGAAAAAAGCGGCAGAAACUGGCAUUGGAUUAGUAGUAGCUAAUGGUUCCAAUCAUUUUGGCAUAAAUAUGUUUUAUACUGAAUAUGCAACAGAGAAAGGGUUCAUUGGUUUAGCAUUUUCGAACACAUCUCCAGUUAUGGUUCCAACAGGUGCAAAAAAUGUUUGUCUGGGAACAAAUCCAUUAUCUUUGGCCGCUCCUGGAGAAUCUAAUGAUCAGUUAGUGAUAGAUAUGGCAACUACUGCUGUUGCUUUAGGAAAGAUUGAAAUAUAUAGACAAAAUAAUGAACCAAUUCCACUAUGGUGGGCUUUAGAUGAGGAUGGUCAACAAACAACUGAUCCAGAGGUUGCUAUGAAAAACCGAAAACUUAUGCCACUAGGAGGUGAAAUGAAUUACAAAGGAACAGCUCUAGCACUUUUGGUUGAAUGUUUCAGUGGAUUACUUGCAGAUUCUUCUUAUGGACACAAUGUUCGAAUGUGGGGCCAACAAACAACUGCACCAGCAAAUUUAGGACAUGGAUUCAUUGCAAUAGAUCCAAAGAAGUUUCCGUCUGGAUUUCAACACCGACUAAGUGAUUUAUUGAAUCAUAUUCGAAAUAUGGAACAGGCUGAUCCUGAAGUGCCCAUAUUAGUACCUGGAGAUAUCGAACGUGCUGAGAAAAAUAAAAUAGACCAACAAGGAGGAAUUAUUUAUAAAGCCAAACAAUUAGAUAUCUUAGAAAGACUAUCAAGUGAGUUGAAUAUAAAACCAAUUCAAUUUAUUUAAUAAUACAGUUACUAAAAUUGCACUCCAAUGUAAAUUACAGUAACAUAAUGGCUAAAUAAUAAACAUUUCAUUCAU
Messenger RNA from Diorhabda sublineata, 2300 nucleotides. RefSeq lists its product as uncharacterized. Bases 327 to 2225 code for a protein of 632 amino acids. The record is from RefSeq and is a predicted model, not a curated record. The transcript is spliced from 12 exons. Gene Ontology annotation, molecular function: oxidoreductase activity. NCBI's taxonomy places the organism in Eukaryota, Metazoa, Arthropoda, Insecta, Coleoptera, Chrysomelidae.